Molecule: messenger RNA, 513 nt
Organism: Fusarium musae
Lineage: Eukaryota; Fungi; Ascomycota; Sordariomycetes; Hypocreales; Nectriaceae
Exons: 5
Coding region: 1-513 (170 amino acids)
Cellular component (GO): cytoplasm
Molecular function (GO): calcium ion binding
Source: RefSeq, a predicted model, not a curated record
AUGCUUAUCUACAAGGAUAUCCUCACCGGUGACGAGCUCAUCUCCGACUCCUACGAUCUCAAGGAGGUCGAUGGCAUCGUCUACGAGGCCGACUGUGCCAUGAUCGAGGAGGGCGGUCUCAACGUCGAUAUCGGUGCCAAUGCUUCCGCCGAGGAGGCUGCUGAGGAUCUCGAGGACCAGGUCGUCAAGGUCAACAACAUCGUCAGCUCUUUCCGUCUCCAGGAGACCUCUUUCGACAAGAAGAGCUACCUCACCUACCUCAAGGGUUACAUGAAGGCUGUCAAGGCUGCUCUCCAGGAGAAGGGUGCUCCCGCCGAGGAGAUCUCUGCUUUCGAGAAGGGUGCCCAGAACUAUGUCAAGAACGUCGUCCUUGCCAAGUUCAAGGACUUCGAGUUCCUUACUGGCGAGUCCAUGAACCCCGACGGAAUGGUUGUCCUCCUUAACUACCGUGAGGAUGGUGUCACUCCCUACAUCACCGUCUGGAAGCACGGUCUUACCGAGAUGAAGGUCUAA